AGAGGUUACUGUUAGGAGUGACGACGAAGAAGUUGAAUCUAUCGAGAGGCAAAAUCAAAAUCCAAGCUUUUUUAGGGUUUGACGGAUCUGCGAUUAUCACUGCUCCGGAUAGUUGAAAUGACGAGAAAAAAAGCCACCGUCGUCUUGCCGCAACCGAUUCGUCGUUCAGCGAGGCUAAUCUCUAUGCAGAAUCGAGGUAGUCAAGUGAAACCCAAUAAAGAUCUGGGCUUUUUCUCUGAGCCGCCGAAGAAAACUCGCCGGGAAGUUCUUCGAGAACUAUCCAAGAGAUUAGUGUACUCACUGGAUAGUCCAAUUGGAAAUUCGAGUUCGAAAAAAUAUCCGGGGUUGAAGAUUUCGACUGAUGGGCUUCCUUCUCUGACACGGUCUCUUAGGCUUUCAAGUAAGGAAUGUUCCGGUGACCAAAAAGAGAAGUCUGCAUUGACCUCAUCUUCUUCUCGCACGAAAUCGUCGACCACUACUGUUUCGUCUUCUUGUGGUCUGAGACGGUCUCCUAGGUUUUUAAGUGGAGGAGGAGGAGGAUCUGUGAAUCAAUCUUCUUCUUCUUCCACUCGGAGGAAAUCAAGUAAUAGUGUUUUGAGUAGAUGUAGUACGAAAUCUGUUUCGUCUGAGAAAGGUAAAGGUGGAGAUGGUGUCAAAUCUAAGGAUAGAAGUAGAAGCCGUCUUCGUCCUCAGACUAAGCAGUUGUUUAAAGGUUGUGAUGAUAAUGAAGAAGAAGAAGAAGAAGAAGAAGAAGUUAGUGUCUGUCUUCUUAGUCAGAGGAAAAGGAUGAGAAUUAAAAAGCCAAAUGAGAACGAAAAUGCUGUGCCAAAAGCUGAUGAAGUGAAGAGAACGGCUACGCAGAAAGAAAAAGGAUUGACGACAAAGAAAAAGCAUGAGACAGGGAAAGGUGUUUUGAGUAGAUGUAGUACGAAAUCUGUUUCAUCUGAGAAAGGGAAAGGUGGAGAUGGUGUCAAAUCUAAGGCUAGAAGGAGAACUCGUCUUCGUUCUCAGACUAAGCAGUUGUUUAAAGGUUGUGAUGAUAGUGAAGAAGAAGAAGAAGUUAGUGUCUGUCUUAGUCAGAGGAAAAGGAAGAGAAUUGCAAAGCCGAAUGAGGACGAAAAUGCUGUGCCAAAAGCUGAUGAAGUGAAUAGGAUGGGUAAGCAGGAAGAAGAAGGAUCGAAGACAAAGAAGAAGCAUGAGACAGGUGGAUGGACAGAGGAGCUGGAGUUAGCUUUACAGGGAGCUUAUUUGACAGUGAAGCCGAGUCCACAUUUCUGGAAAAAAGUUGCUAAGAUGGUACCUGGAAAAUCUGCUCAGGAAUGUUUUGAUAGAGUGAACUCAGCUUUGAUCACUCCUCGUCAACAUCAGCCUCGAAGAUCCAGGAAAGCAAACUUAUCCACGAUUCCGCAGUUUUCACUCUCUGCAAGCAAACUACUGAAACCCAAUUCACCAAAGACUAAGGUACGACAGCGCAGAAACAAUCUCUCAAAGAAGACGGUCAGGCAUCUAUUGGAGAAGCAAAAUCAUAUGGAUCAAGGUCUUGGAUUUGAUCUCUUCUCAGUUCUUGAGCCUAGCAUCUCAGGGAACUUUCUCUCAACUCCAAUAGAGAAAAGGCAAAGUCUUUCGAAAAUCCGUGAAAGUCCAGUGCUUUGUUCAAGUAAAGACCAAACAGCUCUCGUCAGCCCUCCAGUACUGAAACAGGUUAAAAACAAGGCAUUGCAUGAGAGGUACAUUGAUCAUCUGCAUACCAGGGAAGCUAAAAGAAAAGCAGAGUCUACUCGAUUUGCCGGGAAAGAGAACAUAAGACCUGUUGAAAUUCAGAAGAAGGAUUCGGUUAGAGCAGCUAAAGAUGCCCUUUUGUUUGAUGUUCAAGAGGCAAUCCAGAAGCUCAAGGGUCUGGAAGCUGAGAACUCAUCUAGUUCUUCAGAGUUUUGCUAUGACCAUGGUGAAACUGACGAAGAAGAUUAAUCAGUCUAGUUUCUAAGUUUCUAACCAGAUAUGUUUGAUUGUACUAGGGCACAGAGCGUAGAGAUUAAUUAGAGUAACGUAUUACUGUGAAUCUUUGUUUUGUAACCAUGAGAGUGAAAUUACUUGUUUUGUGUGAGUUUAGUUUAGUCAGAUGUUGUAUAAACAAUAAAGUCGAUUCUCUUUUCUAUAUGACGAUCAAAUUUUGGUUC
This is a messenger RNA of Camelina sativa (false flax), 2177 nucleotides long. RefSeq lists its product as uncharacterized. The record is from RefSeq and is a predicted model, not a curated record. NCBI's taxonomy places the organism in Eukaryota, Viridiplantae, Streptophyta, Magnoliopsida, Brassicales, Brassicaceae.